AUCGUGUACUCAACAACAGUUAAAACGAAGUCCCGAGGCCCCUAUGGCCAAACAGUUACGUUGCAUCCUCUCUAUUGCGUAAAAUUAAUCCGAUUUAAGUGACCUCGACGCGACAUAACCUAACAACUUUGUCUGCUGACAAUUCCGGACGACCACAAUACGGAUCGUGUCUAUGUUUACUCAGUUCUGUUAGAAACACACGUAUGAAAUUACGGCUCGAACGUUUGGAAUGCGUCAGCAAUGGUGUGUUAAGACAUCAAACUUCCUAACAAUUGUGGCCUAAACACUUGAAGGAAUUUGAUAAAUCAGGAAGAUGAAUAAUCAAGCAUUCAGUUUAGCAGAAAGACUUAUUCCUGCAACUUAUGUGCAACAAGGUUUGAAUGCAAAAAAGACAAGAGAAAAUCUUAUAAGACAUUUCAUUGAACAUCAAAAGUGGCCAGAAGAAGGAUGGGACGAUGCAACCAUUGAAGCUUUCCUCUCAGAUCUAUCACAAAUGGAUAGCAACAACUUUCCUUCUAACUGCAGUGUAGGAGAACGUGAAGCAAGAAUUGUAUCAAACAUUGUAGCAAGGCGACAUUUUCGAAUGGGUCAUGGGAUAGGUAGAUCAAGUGAUUUAGAAGAAGUACAACCAAAAGCUGCAGGAAGUAGCCUAAUGUAUAAAUUAACAAAUGCUUUAGUACUUGAAGUUAUUCGAUAUAUGGGUGUAAAAAGUAUAGCAGGUUGUUUUCUAUCACCAAUGGCUACAGGCAUGAGUUUGGUGUUAUGUAUGCUAACAUUUAAGCAAGAUAGACCUAGAGCAAAGUAUGUGUUGUGGCCUAGAAUUGAUCAAAAGUCAAGCUUCAAAUCAAUAAUCACAGCUGGAUUAGAACCAAUUGUUAUUGAAACAAAAAUAGUUGGAGAUGAAUUGAAAACAGACAUGCAGAGACUGGAAUCUCAAAUGGCAGCUUUAGGUGAAAGUGUUGCUUGUGUACUAACAACAACUAGUUGUUUUGCACCUAGAGCAUGUGAUUCUAUUGAUUCAAUUGCAGCACUUUGUACACAAUAUAACAUUCCUCAUUUAGUAAACAAUGCCUAUGGCUUACAGAGCACAAGAUGUAUGCAUCUUAUACAAGAAGCGUCACGGAAAGGUCGCGUCGAUGCUUUCGUUCAAAGCACAGAUAAAAACUUUUUAGUACCAGUAGGUGGUGCAAUUAUUGGUUCGUUCGACAAGAAUCUUUUGGAUCGCAUAUCAAAAAUGUAUCCUGGUCGGGCAAGCGCAAGUUCUAUAAUGGAUGUAAUGAUAACGUUGCUUAGUUUGGGGAUGGCGGGAUACAAGCAAUUAAUAACGCAACGUAAAGAAAUGUAUUCAUAUUUAAAAGAAGAGCUCGGUAAAUUAGCAGCAAGACACGAUGAAAGAUUAUUAGAUACCAAAGGAAAUCCUAUAUCAAUGGGAAUGACUCUUCAAUGUCUAAGUCAUCAACAUGAUAACAAACAGGUUACAAUGUUAGGCUCAAUAUUAUUCCUUCGCAAUGUUAGCGGUACAAGAGUAAUAACAACAACAGAAUCUAAACAUAUUGUUUCACACAAGUUUGAAGGUUGGGGAGCACAUAAUAGUAAUUACCCAGUACCAUAUUUGACUGCUGCCGCCGCUUUAGGUAUGAAGCGAUCAGAUGUGGAUAUAUUUGUACAACGAUUAGAUAAAGCUUUCACUAAAGUAAGGAGGCGUUCAGCUCCAGUCACACCAACAGCAUCUCUUGCCGGAUCUAGUAUUAAUGGAGAUGCAGGAGGUACUGGAGGUCCUGGAGAAUCAAGCACACCUUCAACUAGCCGAGCAAGUAGUAAAGAUAGUUUGAGAAAAUGAACCGUAAUCAACGCAACUGGCCAGUCGAACCAGUACAUUAAUUUGUAAGUAAAUUAUUACUUACAUACUUACAAUUGCAUACCUCUAAAGAACAAUUUCAACAUCUAAGAAAAAUACUUACACUUUAUUUCAAAUAAUUAUAUUUUUAUGAUUUGUUUAUUUAAAGCUCGUUCGUUCUAUGUUUGAAAUUACUUUUUAACUAAUUGAAAUAUUUAACAAAAUAUUUCAUUUUAUUGAUUUAUUAAGAGCUUACAGUUUAUUAGAACAAAAGUACGUUUCAAGGAGGUAUGUAAUAAGAAAAUGUGCUGAUUCGUCUGUCCACUUGCGUUGUAAUAUCGUUAAUUGCUACGAAGUAAAGAAAAGGAGUUCCAUACAAACCACAUUAAUACCUAAACUGACUAAUAUCGGAACUGAUAUUUGAGAAGAAAAGAGAAAUGUUGGAAUAUAUAUUUAAAGAUAUUAACUGGUAAGCGCUGGCAGCAGAACUAUCUGUUACAUUUAUUCUAUGUUGUAAUAUUUUUGCAGUUUUAAAGCAAGGUAUACGCAUUAUUUCGAUUGUAAAUUAUUUAAUUUAUAUUCUUUUCACUUAAUUAGUCAGUAAUUUAUUUUGACUCAUAAUAAUAUAUGAAAUUUAUUUUUAUUUAGAAAUAACAUAAUUCUAUUGAUGGUUAUAGUAAAAAGGCGUGUUACUACUUGUAAAGAGAAGUUUAUAGUAGAUACAGUAUUUGCUUAAUCACAUGUUAUAGAAAGUGUAUACAAAAAUUAGGGGCACUAUACAUGAAAAAAUAUAUUUCAAAUUCUGUAUAAAUGAAUUCAGUGGUUUUAAUUUUCAUGUUACUUGUUUUUCACUUUAUAAAUAUUUAGUUAUUACGAAGACACGUAAUUAUGAACAUAUGUUCACUUUUUUAGUGAUUGUUGUAACAAGUAAUUUAAUUCAAUAUUUAGUUGCAAUUUGAUUUGAAUUAAGUCAUUGUUUUUUUCUUUACAAAUGCAAAUAUAUAAAAAGAGCUGCACAAGUUUGGAUGAAGUAUUGUAUUAAUAUUGAACCAUUUUUUCUAGAUGUAUAUACAGAUUUCUGAGUACAUCUAAGUAUAUACAAUCAUUUGUGUACACAUAAUCAAAAAGUCACAAUUUUUAAAGAUUCACCUUUAAAUAAAUCAAUAUAAAUAUCUCAUUUUUUCAUAUAUUAUCAUUUAUGACUAUAAACAUUACACAGUAAUCAUAUUAUAUUUAUGUUAUAUUCUUUUCUUUUUAUUUCAAUUCUUAUUUAAGUAAAAUUAAACUAUUUAGACUUUCUUCGCAUAACAUUAAUGUAUACGUAUUCAAAUUGCUCAAAGAAAGCAAUACGAUGUAUCAGCGUAUGAUGUAUGUAUUAUUAUUUUCCAUAAAAAAUGCUGUUGGAAAAAAUGAAAGCACGAUUUAUAUUAUAUUUCAUGUAUGAUUUAAAUAUAUAAAUAGAUAAUUUCUAAAUUAGUAAAAUGUAGCAGAAUUUUUAUUCACGGUGAAUCACAUGUUAUUGUAGAAUGUAUGAUCGUUAUAACAUUAAAAAAACGUAGUAAAAACGAUAAAAAACGUAGAAUAGUACAUGAUACUGUACUGUAUGCUAAUGAAAUUUCACUAUGCAAACAAAUGUUUUAUAUAUCAUAGUUCAUUUAUUUAUUAAUGUAGAUAGACCAGUGUAUUGGAUUAAUUUUGUAGAUUAUAAUUUAAUAUAAGGAAAGAUCAUCUCACAUCCAUAUAUAAUACAUGUUUUUUUUACAUGAAACAACGAUCUUUAUGGUCUUAUUUCAUUAAUGUUUUUUUAUUCUUUUUGUAAUUUAUAUACUCUAAUUCCAAUCAAUACCAAUGUAUACAAUAGAUGGUUUGUCUAUUUGGAAAAGAAUGUCUUAUAAGAAGAAGUAUUAUACAAUAAAAUGGCAUAAAAUUUAUUAAGUGAGGUCCACCUGUUACAUUCCUAAGUUUAUUGCAGUUAAUGUAUACUAUCGGCUGUGAAUAUAUUUUACUGAAUAUAUGUUA
Messenger RNA from Osmia lignaria (orchard mason bee), 3856 nucleotides. RefSeq names its product Sec synthetase (gene SecS). Gene Ontology annotation, biological process: conversion of seryl-tRNAsec to selenocys-tRNAsec; selenocysteine incorporation. Gene Ontology annotation, molecular function: O-phosphoseryl-tRNA(Sec) selenium transferase activity; tRNA binding. Lineage: Eukaryota; Metazoa; Arthropoda; Insecta; Hymenoptera; Megachilidae. The record is from RefSeq and is a predicted model, not a curated record.